Miniopterus natalensis is the source of this 7152-nucleotide messenger RNA. It is a transcript of the gene WDR7, whose product is annotated as WD repeat domain 7. Gene Ontology annotation, molecular function: protein binding. The record is from RefSeq and is a predicted model, not a curated record. Gene Ontology annotation, cellular component: cytoplasm. Lineage: Eukaryota; Metazoa; Chordata; Mammalia; Chiroptera; Miniopteridae.
GCGGGGGGUGGCGGCCCCAGAGCUUUUUCCCACCCGCAGUCGGCUUAGAUGCGUCCUUGCCUUGUGCUCCUUUGCCGGGGCGUCUACGGGUGAUCCGACAGACUGCAUCAGGGCUGGAGAUGAAGCUGUGACAGGUCUGAAAACACAAUGGCAGGAAACAGCCUUGUUCUACCCAUCAUCCUUUGGGGUCGCAAAGCACCGACACAUUGCAUCUCUGCGGUACUUUUAACAGAUGACGGGGCCACAGUCGUAACCGGGUGCCAUGACGGGCAGAUAUGUCUCUGGGAUCUUUCAAAAGAAUUGGAAGUUAAUCCUCGAGCACUGCUGUUUGGCCAUACAGCAUCAAUCACCUGUCUGUCUAGAGCGUGUGCUUCUAGUGACAAACAGUACAUUGUGAGUGCGUCUGAAAGUGGAGAGAUGUGUCUCUGGGAUGUGAGUGAUGGCAGAUGUAUUGAAUUUACAAAAUUAGCCUGCACACAUACUGGCAUACAGUUCUAUCAGUUCUCUGUUGGAAAUCAGAGAGAAGGAAGGCUUUUAUGCCAUGGCCAUUAUCCCGAAAUCCUUGUUGUGGAUGCCACCAGCCUUGAGGUGUUAUACUCCUUAGUAUCAAAGAUAUCUCCAGACUGGAUUAGCUCCAUGAGCAUCAUUCGAUCCCACCGAACACAAGAGGACACAGUAGUAGCACUGUCAGUGACCGGCAUCUUGAAGGUGUGGAUUGUUACCUCGGAAAUAAGUGGCAUGCAGGAUACUGAGCCAAUAUUUGAGGAGGAAUCCAAACCAAUUUAUUGUCAGAAUUGCCAGAGCAUCUCUUUUUGUGCAUUCACACAGAGGUCACUUUUGGUUGUGUGCUCCAAAUAUUGGAGGGUAUUUGAUGCGGGAGACUAUUCCCUGUUGUGUUCAGGCCCUAGUGAAAACGGACAGACAUGGACUGGAGGUGACUUUGUAUCGGCAGAUAAAGUAAUCAUUUGGACUGAAAAUGGGCAAAGUUAUAUUUACAAACUACCUGCCAGUUGUCUUCCAGCUAGUGAUUCAUUCCGCAGUGAUGUGGGGAAAGCAGUUGAAAGUUUAAUUCCUCCUGUACAACAUAGCCUCUUGGAUCGAGCAGAUAAAGAGUUGCUAAUUUGUCCUCCUGUUACUCGGUUCUUCUGUGGAGCCAGGGAAUACUCCCCUAAACUCUUAAUUCAGGGGGACUCUUCUGGAAGGCUGAGUAUUUGGAACGUAUCAGACACACCUGAGCAACAGGAAGAUGAGGAAGGUGCUAGCAAAUCAGGGUUGGAAAUGACAACGUCUGUCAGUUUGCAAGAAGCGUUUGAUAAGCUCAGGCCGUACCCCGCCGGGAUUAUAGAUCAGCUGAGCGUGCUGCCCAGCAGCAAGGAGCCUCUUAGGGUAACCGCGAGCGUGUACAUUCCAGCGCACGGCCGGCUCGUGUGCGGCCGCGAGGACGGGAGCAUCGUUAUCGUGCCUGCCACGCAGACGGCCAUCGUGCAGCUGCUGCAGGGGGAGCACACGCUCCGGCGAGGUUGGCCACCCCACAGAACACUCCGUGGUCACCGGAACAAAGUCACAUGCUUGCUGUAUCCUCAUCAGGUCUCAGCUCGUUAUGAUCAAAGAUACCUGGUGUCUGGAGGUGUGGAUUUUUCCGUCAUAAUUUGGGACAUAUUUUCUGGAGAAAUGAAACAUAUCUUCUGUGUGCAUGGUGGCGAGGUUACUCAACUCCUAGUUCCACCUGAAAACUGUAGUGCAAGAGUACAGCACUGCGUCUGCUCCGUAGCCAGUGACCACUCAGUGGGACUCCUAAGUUUGCGAGAGAAAAAAUGCAUUAUGCUGGCAUCGCGUCAUCUUUUCCCUAUUCAAGUGAUUAAGUGGAGGCCUUCUGACGAUUACCUAGUAGUGGGAUGUUCAGAUGGCUCUGUGUACGUCUGGCAAAUGGAUACUGGUGCAUUGGAUCGUUGUGUGAUGGGGAUAACAGCUGUAGAGAUACUGAAUGCUUGUGAUGAAGCAGUUCCUGCCGCAGUCGAUUCGCUUAGUCAUCCAGCAGUAAACCUAAAGCAAGCCGUGACGAGACGGAGUCUUGCCGCCCUGAAAAACAUGGCCCAUCAUAAGCUACAAACCCUUGCAACUAACCUCUUGGCGUCAGAGGCAUCUGACAAAGGAAACUUACCUAAAUAUUCCCAUAACUCCCUGAUGGUUCAAGCAAUAAAGACGAACCUGACUGACCCGGACAUACACGUGCUUUUCUUCGAUGUGGAAGCGCUGAUUAUUCAGCUCCUGACUGAAGAAGCCUCUAGGCCGAGCACCGCGCUUAUUUCCCCAGAGAACCUGCAGAAAGCAUCUGGCAGGUCAGACAAAGGGGGCUCUUUUCUGACUGGAAAACGAGCAGCCGUUCUCUUCCAACAAGUGAAAGAAACUAUCAAAGAGAACAUAAAGGAGCACCUCCUAGACGAUGACGAGGAGGGCGAGGAGACGAUGAGGCAGAGGAGGGAAGAAAGCGACCCUGAGUACCGCGCCAGCAAAGCGAAGCCGCUGACCCUCCUAGAAUAUAACUUAACUAUGGACACCGCCAAGCUGUUCAUGUCCUGCCUGCAUGCCUGGGGCUUGAAUGAAGUCCUGGAUGAAGUCUGUCUCGAUCGCCUUGGAAUGCUGAAACCCCACUGCCCAGUGUCGUUCGGUCUCUUAUCGAGAGGAGGGCAUAUGUCACUGAUGCUUCCCGGUUAUAAUCGGGCUGCCUGUAAACUGUCACACGGGAAAGCAGAAGAAGAAAGGAAGCUUCCAGCAACUGAGGGAGUAGGAAAGGGCACUUACGGAGUGUCUCGGGCCGUCACCACUCAGCAUCUCCUGUCCGUCAUCUCUUUGGCAAAUACCUUAAUGAGUAUGACCAAUGCAACUUUUAUUGGUGAUCAUAUGAAGAAAGGCCCUACCAGGCCACCUAGACCAAGCACCCCAGACCUUUCUAAGGCACGGGGUUCCCCUCCAACUUCCAGAAAUAUUGUGCAAGGACAAAUUAAACAAGUUCCUGCACCUGUCAUUUCCGCUCGGUCUGACGCUGAUCACUCUGGCUCUGACCCCACCUCUACUCCUGCUUUCCAUUCCUGUUUCUUAGUAAAUGAAGGAUGGAGCCAGCUGGCAGCUAUGCAUUGUGUUAUGCUGCCAGAUCUGCUGGGAUUGGACAAAUUUAGGCCUCCGCUUCUAGAGAUGCUCGCUCGGAGGUGGCAGGAUCGAUGCUUGGAGGUCAGAGAAGCAGCACAGGCCCUGCUUCUCGCAGAGCUGAGAAGAAUUGAGCAGGUGGGACGGAAGGAAGCCAUCGAUGCCUGGGCUCCUUAUUUACCGCAGUACAUGGACCACGUCAUGUCUCCUGGGGUCUCAGCAGAAGCCAUGCAGCCCAUCACCACUGCCCCUGACACUACCUCGGGGUCUGAAGCCAAAGUCCCAGAAGAAGAGCAUGACCUUGUAGAUGAUGACAUCACAACUGGUUGCUUAUCAAGUGUCCCACAAAUGAAAAAAAUUUCCACAUCUUAUGAGGAAAGACGGAAACAAGCUACUGCAAUUGUUUUACUGGGAGUCAUAGGAGCUGAAUUUGGUGCUGAAAUUGAACCUCCUAAAUUGCUGACCAGACCUCGAAGCUCUAGUCAAAUUCCUGAGGGAUUUGGUUUGACUAGUGGUGGAUCCAACUACUCUCUGGCCAGACAUACUUGCAAGGCACUGACGUUUCUUCUGCUCCAGCCACCAAGCCCCAAACUUCCUCCGCACAGUACUAUCCGGAGAACAGCCAUCGACCUGAUCGGACGCGGGUUCACAGUGUGGGAGCCAUACAUGGAUGUGUCUGCUGUCCUGAUGGGGCUGCUGGAACUCUGUGCUGAUGCUGAGAAGCAGCUUGCCAACAUCACAAUGGGGCUGCCUCUGAGCCCCGCAGCUGACUCCGCCCGCUCGGCCCGGCAUGCCCUCUCUCUCAUUGCCACGGCCAGACCACCCGCCUUCAUCACCACCAUAGCCAAAGAGGUGCACAGACACACUGCUCUGGCAGCAAAUACCCAGUCGCAGCAGAAUAUACACACGACAGCUCUUGCACGAGCGAAAGGGGAAAUUCUGAGAGUCAUUGAAAUUCUCAUUGAAAAGAUGCCCACGGAUGUUGUGGAUCUUCUUGUGGAGGUUAUGGACAUCAUCAUGUACUGCCUCGAAGGAUCUCUGGUUAAAAAGAAAGGGCUUCAGGAAUGUUUCCCCGCCAUCUGCAGGUUCUACAUGGUCAGCUACUAUGAGCGGAGUCACAGGAUAGCAGUGGGCGCCCGCAAUGGUUCAGUGGCCCUGUACGACAUCCGGACUGCAAAGUGUCAGACAAUCCACGGACACAAGGGCCCAAUCACUGCCGUGGCCUUUGCUCCUGAUGGACGCUACCUUGCCACCUACUCGAACACUGACAGCCACAUUUCCUUCUGGCAGAUGAACACCUCGCUGCUGGGAAGCAUCGGCAUGCUGAACUCGGCCCCGCAGCUGCGCUGCAUCAAAACCUACCAGGUGCCCCCGGUGCAGCCGGCCUCCCCGGGCCCCCACAGCGCCCUCCGGCUGGCCCGGCUCAUCUGGACGUCCAACCGCAACAUCAUCCUGAUGGCCCACGACGGCAAGGAGCACCGCUUCAUGGUCUGAGGGGCACGUGCCCUGAACUGCAUCUCGUGCUUUCAGUUCUCUAAGCCGAGAUUCCUCUGUCCUUAGGCUGGGGCCCUCCUCAGUGCUGCCCACCAGGGGCAGCCAGGGCACGGCCAGGUCUGUAACUUCUGCAUGGUCUGGGGCACUCGCCUGCUCGGGCCACCCACUGACCCAGAGGCAUGCACACACCGCUUUGCUGGAUGUCUCCCUGCCCGAGGGGGGAGGCGGCGGUCCCCGGGCGCCCCUGUGCUGGGUGCCCCGCAGCCCGAGAGUCCGCGGACACUGUGAUGCCGCCCCGCCAGGCCAGCAUCCCCUCGAGCGCACCCCUUCCCAAGGGCCGCUGGAGCCCAUCAUUCCGACACUGGGCUUUGAGGUACUGCGGCAGUCCUAGUCUUCAAAAUUAUUUUCCUUUGAUUUCUUAAAACAUACUAUUGUUUACCAAAAAAAUUCUGAGUUUACAUAGGGUUUUUUCCUUCAGCUGAUUGUUAGGAAAUUGCUCAAUCCGAUUUCCUAGGGUUUAGCCACUAUCUUCCUUAUUAAUACCUAACCUAUUUGAGAUUAAUGGGAAAAUAUACCAAAAAAAAUUUUGCUUUCCUUUUGGAGAAUACAGUUUUCCAGACACGUAGUCUCCUGAACUGCUCAUAUCCUGCUUAAGCAAUGGUGUGUUUAGUAGUUUAAAAUAAAAUCUUCUCAGCUGAUUAAUUAAUAUAAUUACCCAGACGCUGUAACUAAUCUCUUAAACAGACUUUUAUAAUAAAGAACCAGGUUUGGAAGCAUAACAUAUACCUAAAAAGAGGACACCUGUGUCUGUGGCUACAGAUCCGUUAAAACUAGAGCUCCCCUUCCAGAAACUUCACAGACCUGCAGUUCCCACGCGUGGGACUUAGGUCAGUUACCACGUAAUAGUUAUUAUAAUUCAGCCUUUAAACUACUGCUGAUCAACUAGAGGAAACUAAGUCAGCAUUUCUUUUAAACAAGUGUCCUAGAAAGUUAGUAACAGUGGCACAGGCAUCUGGGAGUCCGUAUGAACACGGAGGCUCGGUCUGCACAAACAUUGCAGCAAGAGCUCCUCGCGCUGAAGUCGGCUGAACUAGGUCAGAUGCUGCUGGUUCUUGCUCAUAGUGAUGGGGAAAAACCCAUAAAAUAAUAUUUUGUAUGACUUGCUCUUGACAAACCUUGAUCUGUAUAUAGUUGGGGAUUUGGUUGGUUGGUUGGUUACUUGGGUAAAAUGGUUUAUUAAUGAAACAUAGAAAAUGAUUUAUGAAAUUCAGAGAAAAUGUGUGAAGUUUACAGAGGAGCCAACUAAUAAUGGGAGCAUUUAACUUCCAAGGCGUAGGUGUCAGGGUUCACGUAAUUAUACAGGAGUAAGGUCACAGUCCGGGCACAAAUACAUCUGCCAUUUUAUUGAAACCGAGUUUUAAAGACCGUGUUAGGAAACUAAGACCACUAGCGUAUCUCCUUCCUGCAGAUGUGAGGUGUGUGACUGCCGCUGAUUGAAACCUGCACUACUCCUUGGUUGUAGACUUUGGGGGUUCUUUCAAAAGUGAAUUUAUGAAACAUGCAUGUACAUUGUAUUUAUAAAGAUUAUAUAUGUAGUUUCCAGGAAGAAACAAAGAACUAUACAGUGUAGACUUUAUUGGUUUGCCAAACAUGCUGUUGUGUUCGAUGGAGAUAGAGAGACCUGAGUUAAACAGAAGGUGUACUUGGUUUUCCCGGAGGCUCCCGAGUCUUCUCAGACCCAGCACCUGUUUCCUGUAGGAACUUCAGUGGGGAUUAAUUUAUUCUGGACUCCACAGCUGUUUGGGGAUGAUGGAGUGGACAUAUACUUUAGAGAUUUUUUUAAAACAAAAUGUUCAGUGCAUCUGGAGAAAGGGGUGAGGCUGCUAGGCAGGCCCCACACGUGCACACAUGGGUGGCACACACCAUGUGAGGCCCACAGGAGCCAGACACCUGGGCAGUGGGCUUGGCCAGCCUGUCACACACUCUGCACAGACAGACAAGUUAUUGGCCAGUAGACUGUUCCGAUUAUAGAACUCUGGGGUGGGUGAUGUCUGACGGUUAGACAGAUAUCUCUAACUGCUGAACUAAUAUUUGCAUUCUUGUUAACACAAAUCCUUCCUUGGCUACUUUGACAACCACAGCCCAACCUUCAUACAGCUUAGAUUUCUCAGCACUGAGGUAAACUUCGAAUUGUCAUUCCAGUGUAUGCUUUUAGUGUCUUAUAAUUUUAUUGGCACUGCAUUUGGACCUGUCCUUGUAAAUGUAGAGGCAUAUGUGGCUUCGUUGAUAAUUUAUAAGCAAAGAUGACGUGACGCAACACCUGUAUGAAAAAGUAAUUAUUGGACCCACUGUGUCCAGCCAGCAAACUAAAGUGUCUGCCUCGCAAGACGUUUCUUGAUGACUCCACUUAAUAGAUUCUAUAUGUGCUAGAUGUUCCUCUGUACAUACGUGUGUUAAAUAAAACUGAAUUGUACUGAAGAUUGUUUUUCCCAUUAAAACCAUUAUUCACUCAAA